GAAUGUCUUGGGUGCGGUUUACAAAGACGGGCGUGGCAGUGGUUGCCACGUCAGCAGCCGCCGUUCUUGCACUCGACAUGACCAACGAACGACGAUUUCAGAGACAAGUUAAAGAUCACUUUCGAACUGUACAUGCUGAUCGACUUGCAGAACUGAAUAAAAGAGCUCCGAGUGCUCUGCCAACGAGAAAAGAUAUUUUGACGAAUUUGAGUAAAGGCGAAGAAUUCGAUGUUCUAAUCAUUGGAGGAGGAGCUACUGGAGCUGGGGUCGCUCUUGACGCUCAAACUAGAGGACUAAAGACUGCAUUGGUUGAACUAGAUGACUUCUCAUCUGGAACAUCAUCCCGAUCAACGAAACUUAUUCAUGGUGGUGUUCGAUAUCUUCAAGCUGCAAUUAUGAAGCUUGAUUUGGAGCAAUACCGAAUGGUCAAAGAAGCUUUAUUCGAAAGACACAAUCUUCUUGAAAUUGCUCCACAUCUCAGCUCUCCACUCCCUAUUAUGCUUCCAAUAUACAAAUUGUGGCAAGUGCCAUAUUAUUGGUCUGGAAUUAAAGCAUAUGAUUUUGUAUCUGGAAAGCGUGUACUCAAAAACUCAUUUUUCAUCAACAAAUCACAAGCACUUGAGAGGUUCCCGAUGCUUCGUAAUGAAUCAUUGAAAGGAGCGUUAAUCUAUUAUGAUGGACAACAUAAUGAUGCUAGAAUGAAUUUGGCUAUUAUUCUUACUGCUAUCAGACAUGGAGCAGCGUGCGCCAAUCAUGUUCGCGUGGAGAAGCUUAAUAAGGAUGAGACAGGAAAAGUGAUCGGUGCACAUGUACGGGAUAUGGUCACUGGAGGAGAAUGGGAUAUUAAAGCGAAGGCUGUAAUCAAUGCCACUGGACCAUUCACUGAUUCGAUUCGUCUAAUGGGUGACCCUGAAACGGCUCGUCCAAUUUGUGCUCCAAGUUCUGGAGUUCAUAUUACCCUUCCAGGAUAUUACAGUCCAUCGAAUACAGGAUUAUUGGAUCCAGAUACUUCUGAUGGUCGUGUCAUUUUCUUCCUUCCGUGGGAACGUAUGACUAUUGCUGGAACCACUGAUGCACCAUCUGAUGUUACUCUUUCACCUCAACCAACUGAUCAUGAUAUUGAAUUUAUCCUUCAAGAAAUUAGAGGAUAUCUUUCAAAGGAUGUUUCCGUUCGUCGUGGAGAUGUAAUGAGUGCUUGGUCUGGACUUCGUCCAUUGGUUCGUGAUCCGAAUAAGAAGGAUACAAAGAGUCUUGCAAGAAAUCAUAUUAUUGAAGUCGGAAAGUCUGGUCUGAUUACAAUCGCUGGUGGAAAAUGGACAACAUACAGACAUAUGGCUGAAGAAACUGUUGAUAGAGUUGUAGAAGUUCAUGGAUUAAAGACUGAAAAUGGAUGUGUAACACCAGGACUUCUUCUCGAAGGAGCACAUGAUUGGAAUUCUCUUCAAUAUAUUCAUUUGGUACAAGAUUAUGGAAUGGAAGUUGAUGUAGCUCAACAUUUGAGUAACACUUAUGGAGAUCGUGCUUUCGUUGUCGCCAGAAUGUGCAAAAUGACUGGAAAGCGUUGGCCAAUUGUUGGGCAACGCCUUCAUCCCGAAUUCCCAUAUUUAGAUGCUGAGGUUCGUUACGCUGUUCGUGAAUAUGCCUGCACAGCAAUCGAUGUUAUCGCCAGAAGAAUGCGUCUUGCUUUCUUGAACACAUAUGCCGCUCAUGAAGUACUUCCUGAUGUUGUUCGUGUUAUGGGACAAGAACUUGGAUGGUCAUCAGCUGAACAACGAGCUCAAUUGGAAAAGGCACGUACUUUUAUUGAUAUGGAAAUGGGACAGAAUGCUAAACAAACUGCAGUAUCCAAUGUUGCACUGAAUUUGACAAAAGAAGAAAUGCAAAGAGCCAAGGAACGAUUCCAACAAUUGGAUAAAGAUCGCAAAGGACAUAUCACAGUCAACGAUCUUCGCAAGCAUUUCAGAGAACAUAACCAAAAGAUUGAUGAACGUGUUCUCCACGAACUUCUAAACGAAGUGGAUCUCAAUAAGAACGGAGAAAUUGAAAUCGCCGAAUUCUUCCAGCUGUACUCUGGAUUGAAAGGAGGUCAACUCACCGGAAAUCGACUCGUCGGAUACUUGGACGAAAUUCACGGAACACCGAGUGUAAAUCGCGCUUGUGGUGGUAUUUAAUUUGAUAUCUUUGUCCCUUUUUUUAAAUACUUUAUUGCCUCAAGUUUUUAGUUUUUAGUCAGUUUUACACCAAUUCAGCCUUUUUUAAUUCAAAAUCUCAACCACGCCCUCUAAGCAUUUCGUUAUUAAACACGGAAUAAUCCAUACGAAUUAUAGUAAUUCAGAAACGAUGAAAAAAAUAUGAAGAAGAUUGUCAACUAAUCAUUCAAUUAGUGGUAGAAAAUCAGUGAAAAUUGAACUCUUCCUCCUAUUUUCUAACUCAAAAAACUCUUAUUUCUGCCGGUUUUCUCCUUUCAUUUAUUGCACACACAGAUUCAUAUAAAGUUUUUCUGCUC
This is a messenger RNA of Caenorhabditis elegans, 2506 nucleotides long. RefSeq names its product putative glycerol-3-phosphate dehydrogenase, mitochondrial (gene gpdh-3). Gene Ontology annotation, biological process: glycerol catabolic process; glycerol-3-phosphate metabolic process. Lineage: Eukaryota; Metazoa; Nematoda; Chromadorea; Rhabditida; Rhabditidae. Gene Ontology annotation, cellular component: cytoplasm; membrane; mitochondrion. The transcript has 6 exons. The coding region runs from base 3 to 2171 and encodes 722 amino acids. Gene Ontology annotation, molecular function: calcium ion binding; glycerol-3-phosphate dehydrogenase (quinone) activity. The record is from RefSeq and is marked reviewed.